AUGAAGCGCGCACUCACAGUUCCAGCGUUUUCACGACGUGCUGCUCUGCGCUUCAUGGUCGUCCCAGAGAAAACUAUGGCUGAAGAAUUUCCAAACAAUUCCCUACCAGAUCUAAAAGAGCUGGAGAAUAAAGUUGGGAGGAAAACCCCGGAGAGCCUUCUCAUGUGGUUGAAGGAAGAUGCUGCAGACACGUGUGUGGGAACAUGGAGUGGUGACGUCCAUAAAAACAACCAACUCUUCAAUGAUGACAUGUCAACAAAAAUUAGCAACUUAAAACAAGAAAUGAGAUGGCUGCGGUCCACAGAUGUGCGUAUACUGCGUCAGCUGCUGGUGGUGCAUGAGGGAAUAGAGGCCAUGCGGUGGCUGGUGGAGGAGCGGGGGGGCUCGGUCAGUCAGAGCAGCAGCCUCACAGGAAGUCUGAGCAGCCUCAUCACUGUGGACGAGCUAGGACUCUCCCGCUCCCGAUAUAGGGACAGUUUAACCAGCCCACAAGAUUUGACAGAAGACACAGAAGAGGAAUUGAAUCAUGAGCCACUACACACUGCUGAUGUGUCUGGAAACUUGAGUCAAGACUACAGACCAGAAAGACAUUCUUCUAUUUUCUCAGCUCACAAGCUUGAAGUCAGCCCCUCUACUAAAUUUGGACAAGAUUCUCAGCAGCACUCAGAUCAGGUGGAUCCUAACCCUGUUAGAAGUGCUUUGCUCAGAUCCAGCAGGAUUUCAAGACGAGAAGAAAAACCCAGCUACAGUUUGUCCAAAGAUGAAAAUGUGCACCCAAAGGUGGAAAUAGAACUUAAGGACUUUGAGAAUAAACAUACAAUUAGAGACAUGACUGCACAAGAGGAGGGUAUAGUGAUGCUGGGCUAUGAUGCUCAGUGGUGCUGGGUAGAAUCACAAGACGAUGUGACGUUUUUAUAG
Molecule: messenger RNA, 918 nt
Organism: Boleophthalmus pectinirostris (great blue-spotted mudskipper)
Lineage: Eukaryota; Metazoa; Chordata; Actinopteri; Gobiiformes; Gobiidae
Product: leucine rich adaptor protein 1-like
Exons: 4
Coding region: 1-918 (305 amino acids)
Biological process (GO): positive regulation of canonical NF-kappaB signal transduction; positive regulation of cytokine production
Source: RefSeq, a predicted model, not a curated record